Trifolium pratense (red clover) is the source of this 804-nucleotide messenger RNA. Its product is annotated as abscisic acid receptor PYL2. The record is from RefSeq and is a predicted model, not a curated record. Gene Ontology annotation, molecular function: protein phosphatase inhibitor activity; signaling receptor activity; abscisic acid binding. Bases 60 to 668 code for a protein of 202 amino acids. Gene Ontology annotation, cellular component: cytoplasm; nucleus. Gene Ontology annotation, biological process: abscisic acid-activated signaling pathway. The transcript has a single exon. NCBI's taxonomy places the organism in Eukaryota, Viridiplantae, Streptophyta, Magnoliopsida, Fabales, Fabaceae.
UCAUUUUCUUUGUCUCAACUCUCAAUCUCCUUCUCCUUCUUAUUUUUCUUCUUCUUUGCAUGAUAUUUGCUUUUGACACCCCCAAAAAAAUGUCUUCACAAUUAUCCCACCAUAAUAUUCAAGGUCUAACACAAGAAGAAUUCAAAGAACUUGAACCAAUCAUAAAAAAAUACCACAUAUUAGAACCAACACCAAACACAUGUACAUCAAUUAUAACCUACAAAAUUGAAGCACCAUCAAACAUAGUGUGGCCAUUUGUUAGAAGCUUUGAGAAUCCACAAAAAUACAAACAUUUUGUCAAAGGUUGUAACAUGAAAGGCGACGGUAAUGUUGGAAGUAUAAGAGAAGUGACGGUUGUUUCAGGUUUACCAGCUUCAACGAGCACAGAAAGAUUAGAGAUUUUAGAUGAUGAAAAACAUGUACUAAGUUUUAGAGUUGUUGGUGGCGAACAUCGUCUUCAAAACUAUCGAUCGGUUACUUCGGUUAAUGAAUUUGUCAACGAUGAAGGUAAGGUUUAUACUAUUGUUUUGGAAUCUUAUAUUGUUGAUAUUCCACAUGGGAACACUGAAGAAGAUACCAAGAUGUUUGUUGACACUGUUGUCAAGCUUAAUCUUCAAAAACUUGGAGUUGUUGCUAUGAGUUCAUGUUCAUCCAUGCAUGGACAAUAAUAAUUAAUCAAUUAAUGUUUUAGUUAAUUAAUUAGGAUCAUCCAUUAUGGACUCAUUAUGUUUGAGUUCAUUAGUUAUUGUUGCUUGGUAUUAAUUAUUAUAAUUUAUAAUGCAUAAGUUUCAUUUUCCUUCUUAA